AUGACGUUCAAGGCUGUGGAAGAUCGGCCAACGCCCAAAGAGGUGUACAAUGCGCGCCUGUACUUUGAGGCGGCGGUCAUUGCCAUGGGCUCGUUGCUCUUUGGUUACGACUCUGCGUUCAUCGGCACCACCAUUGCGCGCGAGUCCUUUGUGCGCGACUUCAACAUCCACGAAUCCGAGGCCAAGAGCAUCUCCAGCAACAUCACCGCCUCGUUCCAAGCGGGCGCUUUUUUUGGUGCCAUCUUCUGCUUCCUGGUCACCGAGAAAAUUGGCCGCAAAUGGGCCCUCAUGAUCUCCAACGUCAUCUUCCUCGUGGGCGCCAUCAUCAUGACUGCCGCGACACACCAGCUCUCGUACAUCUACGCCGGUCGUGUCCUCACCGGCCUGGCCUGCGGCGCCAUCACCGCCACCGUCCCCUCCUACAUCGCCGAGCUCAGCAUCAGCUCCAUCCGCGGCAUCCUCACCGGUCUCUUCGAGGUCACCUACCAGUCCGGCUCCCUCAUCGGCUUCUGGAUCAACUACGGCAUCAACCAGAACAUGGACCCCGCCAGCACCACCACCUGGCGCGUCCCCAUGGCCGUCCAGAUCAUCCCCAGCGGCAUGCUCCUCGCCACCGGCUGGCUCCUGCACGAGAGCCCCCUGUGGCUGUUCAGGAAGCAGCGCGACGAGGAGGCUUUCAAGGCGCUUGAGCAGCUGAGGCGUCUGGAUCGAAACCACACCUACCUUCAAGAGGAGGUCCAGAGCAUCCGUUCGAGGUUGGCUGAUGAGAGUGCCCUCGCGGCCAAGUAUGGCGACGGCGCGUGGGCCUUCUUCCGUGGUGCCCUGUUCGAGCUGUCGAGGAAGGGCAUGUGGAACCGUGUGGUCCUCGUGUUCAUCUCCUUUGGCCUCCAGAACAUGUCCGGUGCUGCUGCCAUCAACUACUACUCCCCCGCCCUUUUUGGCUCCCUCGGCAUCACCGACGUUGCCCUCUACACGGGCAUCUACGGCCUCGUCAAGGCCGUAGCCUCCAUCCUCUUCUACGGUGUUCUCAUUGAUGUUUGGGGCCGCCGCAACCCGACCAUCAUCUCCUCCCUCGCGUGCUCGCUCUGUCUCUGGUUCGUUGGGGCUUACGUCAAGGUCGGCCAUCCCGCCGACGUGAUCGCGGCCGGCAACGAGCUGUCGUCCUCGACGGCGGCCGGCGGCAAGGCGGCCACGGCCAUGAUCAUGAUCUACAGUGUCUUCUGGAGUUUCGGUCUCAACGGUAUUCCCUGGAUCGUCUCGGCCGAGAUCUUCCCCGGCGCUGUGCGCAAUUUGACAGGCACAUUUGCUGCCAUGUCGCAAUGGCUCGCGCAGUUUGUCAUCACCAAGGCUCUGCCGUACAUUUUUGAAUCAUUCGGCUACGGCGUGUGGUUCUUUUUUGCAUGUUGGAUGAUUAUCGCCACCGUGUGGGCGUUUGUCUUCCUGCCCGAGACAAAAGGCAAGACGCUCGAGGACUUUGAUGUCAUUUUUGGCUAUGUGCAUGAUCGUUCCUAUGAACACAACCAUGUCAAGACGAUCAACGGAGAUGGGAAGACGGACGUGGUCGAGCACGAGGAGGAGCAGAGGCCGCUUUAA
This is a messenger RNA of Emericellopsis cladophorae, 1593 nucleotides long. Its product is annotated as Sugar transporter. Gene Ontology annotation, biological process: carbohydrate transport; transmembrane transport. Bases 1 to 1593 code for a protein of 530 amino acids. The record is from RefSeq and is a predicted model, not a curated record. Gene Ontology annotation, cellular component: membrane. NCBI's taxonomy places the organism in Eukaryota, Fungi, Ascomycota, Sordariomycetes, Hypocreales, Bionectriaceae. Gene Ontology annotation, molecular function: carbohydrate:proton symporter activity. The transcript is spliced from 7 exons.